Molecule: messenger RNA, 4678 nt
Organism: Myripristis murdjan (pinecone soldierfish)
Lineage: Eukaryota; Metazoa; Chordata; Actinopteri; Holocentriformes; Holocentridae
Product: AFG3-like AAA ATPase 2
Exons: 17
Coding region: 140-2572 (810 amino acids)
Biological process (GO): mitochondrial protein processing
Cellular component (GO): membrane; m-AAA complex
Molecular function (GO): metalloendopeptidase activity; ATP binding; ATP hydrolysis activity
Source: RefSeq, a predicted model, not a curated record
AUCGCGUACGUCUCCCUUCGAUAACAGAAAAUAUGGCGGCUGAGUGUGGUUACGGAACACGACUGUGCAGGGACUGAGUGACAUUUCCCCCCCGGUGUCAGUGAUCUGUCGGUCGGAUCUCGGCGUGUCGGUUGUCAGGAUGGCUCACCGCUACCUGCGGCUGUCGGCGGGCUGCCGGAGCCUCGGCCGGAUCCUGCUGCCGGCCAGAGCCACGGCGCGCUGCUACCGACUGUCGGCCAUGUUGGAGGACGGCAGCGUGCGGGCCGUGAGCCCGGCGGCGGAGGCACGGCAGGGCCUGCUGGGCGAGCUGCUGGGAGCCUACAGGAGGCUCUGCUCCAGGCCACCCAAAGGGUUUGAGAAAUAUUUUCCUGAAAGUAAGAAAACUCCGAAAAGCAGCGAAAGCAACACAGCAGCUAAAGAGGCCAAACCUGCCAACGCUCAGAAAGCCUCCGGGAGGUCUGGAGGAGCAGGAGGAGGAGGAGGAGGAGGAGCAGGAGGAGGAGGGAAACGUGGAGGCCGCAAGGAGGAGACUCACUGGUACACCCGUCUGCAGAAGGGUGACUUCCCCUGGGACGACCGGGAGUUCCGGAUGUACGUCCUGUCUGGGGCGGCGUUCUGGACCACCGUCGCCUACUACUUCUUCUUCAGGGACGGAGGCAGAGAAGUCACCUGGAAGGACUUUGUCAACAACUACCUGUCCAAAGGAGUGGUCGACAGGCUGGAGGUCGUCAACAAACGCUACGUCAAGGUCAUCUUCUCUCCCGGGAAGACGCCGGUGGACGGGCAGUACGUGUGGUUCAACAUUGGCAGUGUGGACACGUUUGAGAGGAACUUGGAGACGUGUCAGUACGAGCUCGGCAUCGAGGGCGAGAACAGACUGCCGGUGGUUUACUCCACCGAGAGCGACGGCACCUUCCUCCUGAGCAUGCUCCCCACCGUGCUCAUCAUCGGCUUCCUGCUGUUCAUGCUGCGGCGGGGCCCGGCGGGGGCGGGGCGUCCCGGCCGGGGGAUGGGCGGGCUGUUCAGCGUCAGCGAGACGACGGCGAAGAUCCUGAGGGACGAGAUCGACGUGAAGUUCAAAGACGUGGCGGGCUGCGAGGAGGCCAAGCUGGAGAUCAUGGAGUUUGUCAACUUCCUGAAGAACCCCAAGCAGUACCAGGACCUGGGCGCCAAGAUCCCCAAGGGCGCCAUCCUGACGGGGCCUCCCGGCACGGGGAAGACCCUGCUGGCCAAGGCCACGGCGGGCGAGGCCAACGUGCCCUUCAUCACCGUCAACGGCUCCGAGUUCCUGGAGAUGUUUGUGGGCGUCGGCCCCGCCAGGGUCCGAGAUCUGUUCGUCAUGGCGAGGAAGAACGCGCCCUGCAUCCUCUUCAUCGACGAGAUCGACGCCGUGGGACGCAAACGAGGGCGAGGAAACUUUGGAGGGCAGAGCGAGCAGGAGAACACGCUGAACCAGCUGCUGGUGGAGAUGGACGGCUUCAACACGGCCACUAACGUGGUGGUUCUGGCCGGAACCAACAGACCCGACAUCCUGGACCCGGCGCUGAUGAGGCCCGGCCGCUUCGACCGGCAGAUCUACAUCGGACCCCCCGACAUCAAGGGCCGGGCCUCCAUCUUCAAAGUCCACCUGCGGCCUCUGAAGCUGGAAGCCGAGAUGGACAAAGACGGUCUGGCCAAGAAGAUGGCCGCCCUGACGCCCGGCUUCUCCGGUGCCGACAUCGCGAACGUUUGUAACGAGGCGGCGCUGAUCGCCGCUCGCCACCUGUCAGACGCCAUCAACCAGAAACACUUUGAGCAGGCCAUCGAGCGAGUGAUUGGAGGUCUGGAGAAGAAGACCCAGGUCCUGCAGCCGGAGGAGAAGAAGACGGUGGCGUAUCACGAGGCCGGCCACGCCGUCGCCGGGUGGUUCCUGGAGCACGCCGACCCCCUGCUGAAGGUGUCCAUCAUUCCCAGAGGCAAGGGCCUGGGUUACGCCCAGUACCUGCCUAAAGAACAGUACCUGUACACCAAGGAGCAGCUGCUGGACAGGAUGUGCAUGACGCUGGGCGGACGCGUGUCCGAGGAGAUCUUCUUUGGUCGGAUAACCACCGGAGCCCAGGACGACCUCCGCAAGGUCACCCAGAGCGCCUAUGCACAGAUUGUCCAGUUUGGGAUGAACGCCAAGGUGGGCCAGGUGUCCUUCGACCUGCCCAGGCAGGGCGAGAUGGUCCUGGAGAAACCUUACAGCGAAGCCACGGCUCGUCUCAUCGACACCGAGGUUCGAGCCCUCAUCAGCGAGGCUUACGAGAGAACCAACAAGCUGCUGACUGAGAAGAAGGCCGAGGUGGAGAAGGUGGCGCUGCGGCUCCUGGAGAAGGAGGUGCUGGACAAGAACGACAUGGUGGAGCUGCUGGGUCGGCGUCCUUUUGCCGAGAAGUCGACGUACGAGGAGUUUGUGGAGGGGACGGGAGGCGAGGAGGAGGACACGUCGCUGCCCGAGGGCCUGAAGGACUGGAACCAGGAGAGGAGGGACAAGGAGGAGACGCAGGAGGAGCAGGUGGCCCGCCAGAUCUCUGGAGGCAUGCCUUUCUAGAACGUCUCCGUCCCCGGGCCGCCUCUAGAACCUCCUCUCCAGCAGGUUCCACCAUAUCCACUCCAAGAACUUUCUCUUCUUCAUCACCGGCUUUUAGAACCCUUUCAGUUUAGAGGAGAUCUAGAACCCCUUCACAGGGUUACAGAACCCCUUAGCAGAGCUCAGAAACCCUCUCAGAGUUCUAGAACCCCUUCUCAGGGUUGUGUAACCCCUGUAGGAAUUCUAGAACCCCUUUCACGGAGCUGCCGAAUACCUUUAUCAGAGUUCUGGAAUCGGGUUCUGGAGCACCAGAGCCCGGACAGCGAUACAGACGUCUGGUCUGUAUGUGCUGGUGGACUGAGGCAUGCUGGGACGGGACCGGGCCGGAGCUUUGGUUCCGUCGUGAGUUGGACCGGCCGGUUCUCCUGUCCGCCUGAAGGAACGCUGACAGCCUGACCUGCUGCUCUGGUGUUUCCUCACUCUGGUAGAACGUUUUCUCACCUGGACUGACAGGUGAAACGUGACGGACAUCUAGAACUGUUAGAAGAAGUUCACUGACCACAGAGGGAAAUAAUGAUCAGCUGGCUCGCUCUUUGCUUGUCUGUAGGUUUUUACACAGGGUCUUCAAGUGGAAGUUGGCACUACGGGUGCCUGGAGGGGCCAGUGUCGGGACUGAAAAUGUUCUAGCAGAGUGAAACGGCCGAGGGAAGGACGGACUCAGACUGAAGUGAAACUCCAGCGAAAAGCAAAUUGACGAUAAUUUAUUGGAGUGCGGUCGAUAUUUAUACAGAUUCAGGCACGUCGUCGGUGAGCGUCGGUGUAGAAGUGGAGCGUAGAGCAAUAGAAGCAGAUUUCUGAGGAGAUGAAUGAAGGGAAAUGGCUUUAGAUGACAGCAGCUUAUACAGUAUUCCUGAUUCAGCCACCAGUCCAGCUGAACAUGCCAUCAGGUCAGAUGGUUUUCACGCGGCGCUUCAUUAUCGAGCCUCUCGUCGGCUGCAGGUUCUCUUUAGUGCGUCAGUGGAUCUCAGUCAGCUGUUUGAUGCUGUACAGUUCAUCCACACGGCGCCGGCAGACGACUCCGUUAAGGAUAAAGACUUGGAAUAUUUUUAUCAUUCUGUCAACUCAUAUCCUGCACAGCACAGACUUCAGAUCAGACUUUAAGCGUUAAAUACUGACGGGGACACUUCUGUCAGGUCAGGAAGUGGACGGUGUUUAAAAACACGGUGUCCUCAGAGCUCGCCUUCCUCCUCGCUCCUCAGACCAAAAGGCCUCUGGUCUCCGGAAAACAUCGUCGAGUCGAAAUCAGACCAAACUCCGUCAUGCAAAAUGAAGAAAUUCUUUCUUUCCUCGCUUUAAUCUGUUUCUGUUUCCUACGUAGGGUUUAUACGCUCCCUUCGCAGCGAGUGAUGGAUUUUUUUUUCUUGUCAUGGAAAACAGCAGAGGACAACUUUAUUAAAACAUCUCUCUCUGUCAUUUUAAAAUGCAACUUUAUCCUGUUUCUGUUUUAACGCGUCCACACAGGAGUGUUUUCAAAAGUCUCUGAAGAAUCUUCACCAGAACAGAAGAACACAUCGUUCUUCAUGAUCAGUUGUGUUCAAAAUAAAUUGUGUGUGUGUGUGGAUGCAGGGAGUUUGGGUGUGAUGUCUGAAGCCUUUUAGUCUGAGGAGCGACGCUGAAGCCGAGCUCUGAGUUUGUCCCCACAGGGCCACCGUACACCGUCUGCAUCACCAUGGAAACAAAUGUCAGUCUCCAUUGUGGACUGACUGAACCCUAACCAUCAGGAGUCUGUCCCCGUCAGUUAUUGAUUACUUAUUGUUCACUUAUUAUUGAUAGCAUGCUCUGUAGGCUUGGCACCUCCUGAUAAUCUGCUGCGGUCAGUUUGUCUCUCCGCUCCGUCAGAAAUAUGACUUUGCCAAACAGUCUGGAUGGAGCCGAUGCUGCUCUGCUGCUGCUUCGUGGGCUCUGUCAGUGUAAACACGCAACAUGAUGUGUAACAUGAUGUGUAACAUGAUCUGUAAUAUGAUCUGUAACAUGAUCUGUAAUAUGAUCUGUAAUAUGAUGUGUAAUAUGUGUAAAUGUGUGCAUUGUUUCAUGGUGAGAAUGUUUUAAUAAAGUUAUCAAACAAGA